AUGCUUAUCUUUUUUUGCAAACUCCUGCUUUUCCAUCAUUUUCAUGCAACAGCAGAAAACACACUUUGCCAAAUGAUGGGGGACCCUAAAUACCCGCUGCUGUCUAAGGAUGGAGACAUAACUAUUGGAGGACUGUUUGCAAUACACAAACAAGAAACAUUAUCUUCAUUUGAGUUCAAACAAAAACCCCAGCUUCUGUAUUGCUCCAGUGUAAAUUUAAGAGAUUUCCGGAUGGCUCAAAUCAUGGCUUUUGCCACUGAGGAGAUUAACAGAAGUGAAACUUUACUUCCAAAUGUUUCUAUUGGCUACAAAAUCUAUGAUACCUGUGGAUCAAGAAUGUCGUCUAUGAGUGCAACUAUGGCAGUGAUGAAUGGUCAGGAGUUUGCAGCUGGAAACAGAUGCAAUGGACAGCCUCCUAUACAUGCUAUUAUAGGAGAUACAGAGUCUUCCACCACAGUGAUUUUGUCCAGAACCACAGGACCUUUUAAAAUUCCAGUGAUAAGUCCAUUAGCUGCAUGUGAGUGUCUCAGUAAUAGGAAAGAUUUCCCCUCUUUCUUUAGGACUAUUGCUAGUGAUUAUCACUACAGUGAAGCUCUUGCAUACAUAGUCAAACACUUUGGCUGGACUUGGGUUGGAGCUGUGAACAGUGACAAUGAUUAUGGAAACUAUGGAAUGGCCACAUUUCUAAAAAUAGCACAGGAGGAGGGGAUUUGUGUAGAGUACUCUGAAAGAUUUUACCGAACAGAGCCUGAGAAAAUUAAAAAAGUAGUAGAUAUUAUAAAACAAGGCACUGCUAAAGUGAUUGUUGCAUUUGUUUCGUUUCUUGAUAUGGGAUUACUAAUUGAGCAACUGAGUAUUCAGAACAUAACAGGCAUCCAAAUUAUUGGUUCAGAAGCUUGGAUAACUGCAAAAAAUUUCAUUACUCCUAACAGUUUUCGAGUGAUGAGAGGGUCACUGGGAUUUGCAGUGCGAAAAGUAAACAUUGAAGGGUUUGCAAAUUAUGUAAUGAAAGCAUUUUGGGACACAGCUUUUCGGUGCUCACAGACAGAUGAGAAAUUAUCUCUAUAUGAAAUAAACUGCACCCAACAUCAGGAUUUACUUGUGCUAAAAAAUUACAAUGGAGAUGUGCCUGAGCAAAGAUAUUCAAGUAAUGUCUACAAAGCAGUGUACGCUGUGGCUUAUGCACUACACAGUCUGCUAAAGUGCAAAGAACAAGAAGGUUGUGAGAGAGACCUGACAAUACAACCACAGCAGGUGGUUGAGGCUCUAAAAAAGGUCAAUUUCACUGUAAAGACAGGAGAUCAUGUGUGGUUUAACAGUACUGGUGAAACUUUACCUCAGUAUGAACUCUUAAACUGGCAACAAGACUCAGAUGGAUCAAUUCAAUUUAAACCAGUGGGUUACUAUGAUGCCUCACUGCCCCCUGACCAGCGCUUUGUACUUAACACUGAAAACAUAAUCUGGGCUGGAGAACAACAAGAGAAGCCAAUGUCUGUAUGCAGUGAGAGUUGUCCACCAGGCACUAGGAAGGCCGCACAGAAAGGAAGACCUGUCUGCUGUUAUGACUGUAUUACAUGUGCAGAUGGAGAAAUCAGUAAUGAGACAGAUUCAAAUAACUGCCAGCAGUGUCCAGGGGAAUUCUGGUCUAAUACUGAGAACACUGAAUGUGUGUUAAAGGCUGUAGAGUUUCUGUCAUUCACAGAAGUUAUGGGUAUAUUGUUAGUCUUUUUCUCUCUGUUUGGAGUAGGAAUAACUUUACUGGUGGCCAUCCUGUUUUACAGUAAGAAGGACACUCCCAUAGUAAAAGCCAACAACUCAGAGCUGAGCUUCCUGUUGCUCUUCUCAUUGACUUUGUGUUUUCUGUGUUCACUUACUUUUAUUGGUCGCCCCACUGAGUGGUCCUGUAUGUUGCGUCACACAGCGUUUGGGAUCACUUUUGUCCUCUGUAUCUCCUGUGUUCUGGGGAAAACAAUAGUGGUGUUAAUGGCAUUCAAGGCCACACUUCCAGGAAGUAAUGUCAUGAAAUGGUUUGGGCCUCCUCAACAAAGACUCAGCGUUCUUGGUUUCACACUUAUACAAGUUCUUAUCUGUGUGCUUUGGCUAACAAUAUCUCCUCCUUUCCCCUACAAAAAUAUGAAACAUUAUAAGGAGAAGAUCAUUCUUGAAUGCAGUCUGGGUUCUACUAUAGGUUUCUGGGCUGUGUUGGGUUAUAUUGGCCUACUGGCCGUCUUGUGCUUUAUUUUGGCCUUUCUGGCUCGGACGCUUCCUGAUAACUUCAAUGAAGCUAAAUUCAUCACAUUCAGUAUGCUCAUAUUCUGUGCUGUAUGGAUCACAUUUAUCCCAUCGUAUGUCAGUUCACCUGGAAAAUUUACUGUAGCUGUGGAGAUAUUUGCCAUUUUAGCAUCAAGUUUUGGUUUACUUUUCUGCUUAUUUACACCCAAAUGUUACAUAAUACUUUUUAGGCCUGAACAAAAUACAAAAGAAAAUUUAUUGGGAAAAACACAAAUAAAGUCCUACUAA
This is a messenger RNA of Paramisgurnus dabryanus, 2520 nucleotides long. RefSeq names its product extracellular calcium-sensing receptor-like. Gene Ontology annotation, molecular function: G protein-coupled receptor activity. The record is from RefSeq and is a predicted model, not a curated record. NCBI's taxonomy places the organism in Eukaryota, Metazoa, Chordata, Actinopteri, Cypriniformes, Cobitidae. Gene Ontology annotation, cellular component: plasma membrane. Gene Ontology annotation, biological process: G protein-coupled receptor signaling pathway.